AUGAAGAGGCCGCACAGCACAAUGAGCGCGGCGGAGGGUUCGCGCACGCUGGCCACGCAGGAGGGCCUCACGCUCGCCUCAGUGCCGCCAGCGCCACCACCGGGCAGCGCAGCGGUGCUGUCUCAGCAGCAGCAGCAGCCGCCGCCGCCUCCAUCCGACUCAGUGGCGGCCGGCGGGCGUAGCGGCAGCAUGCACCAGCUCUUCAUUCGACCCACCCUGCGCAGCCUCCUGGCGGAGGGGUUCGCGAACGUGCGGGCCAGCCAGGCGUCGGUGCGGCGGACCGCGCUGCUGAGCGCCGCUCGGUCGCUGUCUCUUCUCGAUGCCGGCCAGUCGGGGCUGUUGGUGGAGGUGCUGCUGCAGCAGCUCGACGCAGAGACCGAAGGCGACAUCCAAUCCUCGCUCGCCACGCUUCUCUCCUCGCUGGCCAUCCAGCCUCACGUCGCGCCUGAGCCCAUAGCCACGGCUCUUCUCCAUCACUUGCACCACAGUUCGGGCAAAGUGCGCGCUCAGGUGCUGGCGUCCCUGCAGAAGAUCGUGAAGAGCAAGACGUUGAGCGCAGAUUUGGUCGAGCUGGGCCUGGAGAGCGGACUCAAGCAGCUGGAGGACGACCACCACCGGGUGCGGCGGGAGGCCCUCCUGCUGGUGGCCCACCUCACACCCACCGAUCCGGCCAACGCCGUCCACGCUCAGGCCAUCCUCUCCCGCUUCACCUCCGACACUGACUUCCGCGUCCGCAUGGCCGGGUUCGAGGGAGCGCUGGUGCUGCAUGAGCGGGACGUGGCGCUCGACCUCGAAACGUUCUACUGGCGGGCCGUCCACGCGUUGGACGACGAUGACUACGAGGAGGUCCGCACACAAGCACUCCACCUCGUCUGGGUGUUGAGCAACAUGUACAGCGAGCACAUGGUGUCGGCACGAGGCAAGGCACACUCAUCGGAGAUGGUGCGACUCGUGGACGAUGGCUUCAUGAAGAUCUGCAACAUGGUCAUGGACCCCUCUAUCGCCGUUCGCCGAUUGGCGUGUCAGUUGCUGGGCAGCAUCAAGAAUGUGAGGACGGGCUACCUCCUGCAGACGCUCAGCAAGGAGGUCAUCUCCAAGAAGGGGAAGGGCGAGACGUGGACCAAUCGCACGGCCCGCAACCAGUCGUCGGCCCGCAACCGCUCAAUGCCCACAGUCGAGCAGGGCCUCUCCUACCUCCCCGGCACCGCGAUCGGUGAAAUGGAGCUCGACAUGGAAGACUUCGUACUGUCCGAUAGCGGGGCCGCCGGCGCCUUCAUUCACGGCCUCGAAGACGAAUUCUUUGAGGUGAGGAUGGCGGCGGUGGAUUCUGUGUGCGAGCUGAGUCUGCGCUCGCGCCACCUGGCGUCGCGCGCACUGGAGUACAUGGUGGACAUGUUCAACGACGAGAUCGAGGACGUGCGCGUCAAUUCCAUCCAAAGCGUGCACAAGAUCCUGUCCAAGGUUGAUCUCAAAGAGGAGCAGAUCAAAAUGAUGCAACCGAUCCUGGAGGAGGCCAACGAGAGCAUCCGCAUGGCCAUGUACAACCUCAUGGCCGCCACCAAGUGCCCCAACGCCGAAUGCCUCCACGAAACCAUCAAAUCGUUGCUGCAGAACAUGAACCGGUAUCCGGAGGACCGACUGAGCAUCUACCAGUGCCUCAAGGGACUGGGCGAGCACCACGGUCAGUUCGUGGAGCUCCUCGUCGAGCCCCUGCUCGGCAUGCUCCACGUCGACCUACGCUUCCUCGGGGCGGAGUUGCACAUGGAGGACAGCACGUACGUGGCGCUGGCGAUCGUGAUCUUGAACGCGGGGGCCGACAACACCAACGUGCUGCACCUGCUGCCCUCCUUCGUGGCCCGACACCACCGCUACUUCCGCGACAAAUACCCCGCCCUCUUCCCCUCUUCCCUCCCCUUCCCCUCCACCACCUCUUCUACUUCCUCCACCUCCUCCUCCACCACCUCUGCACUCUCCUCAAGGUCGUCGUCGUCGUCUUCGUCGGCCGUGCGCGCCGAGGACGCGACCCUGUUCCUGGGCGCGGUGCUGGCCAACGUGGCGCGCGUGGUCAACCUCCUCCACGCCGCCCGCUACCACGAGGCCCACCGCCUCAUCCGCGUCUCCUCUCAGGACCUGCGGCGAAUCGCGGAGGUGGACGCGCAGCGGGCGGCGACUGCGGAGUUCUACCUGGCCUACCUGCGCUGCCUCACGAUCGUGGCCCAGUCGCACUCGGGGACGGGCGGCAACCGGGACCUCGUGGGCGAGCUCCUCUUCCUGUCGUACCGGCUCGAGCGCGAGUUCGUGGGCCUCGACGCUCCGGCCCUCCUCCAGAUCCUCCGCCUCCGCCUCUACGCGCGCCUCCUCCUCUUCCUCUCCUCCUCCUCGCCCUCAUCCUUUCUCGAGGGCGGAAAGGAGGACACGGAGGGCGAGAGGGCGAGCCUGCAGCAGGGCGUGGAGCGCCUGCAGCGCUUCUGCGAGGAGCGCAUGCUGGAGGCGCCCGCAGAACUUGGGCCGUUCCUAUCCGCGCUCGAGCGCCACGAUGACCUCUCCCCCUUCUCCGCGACACUGCUGCCGCGAGAACCGGUGAAGGUGGAAGGCGCGCUGAAGCGGGUGUGGGCGGACUGGCUGAAGCCCCUCGACAACGUCGACAAGCCCGUGGCCUUCCCGUCCUCGCUCUACCACUCGAUCCACAUCGAGGCCAUCCUCCACAAUGUCCCGCCCACGUCAUCAUCGGCGAUUGGUGUCGACGGCGUCCCGCACCAACUGCUGGUCUACGUCACGCUGCCGGACCGCACCUCGCAGCUGUGGCCGCUGCGAGCGGGCGACCUCAAACUGCUGGGCGACGGCACAUUCAAGCUCACCACCACCGUCCAGCUCUACGUCAACCAGCUCAAGUGGACGGAGGCGUGCAAUGUGAAGCUCGACCUGGUGCUGGCGUUCGGUCUCGACGCCCCGAGCGUGGACCUGCGACACACGACGGCGGAGCUGCGCGGCCUGCAGCAGGAACGCGUUGACACGUCGCCGGCGCCCGAGUGGAAGGGCCCACCCACCCCGGCUGACAAGCUCCGAUGCCUGCGCAGCGGUCUCCUGCGCCUGUGCCCGCCCCACGCCUACGCCGUUCUCCCCACCAACCCCCACCACCCCAAGAAGUGA
Molecule: messenger RNA, 3150 nt
Organism: Acanthamoeba castellanii str. Neff
Lineage: Eukaryota; Discosea; Longamoebia; Acanthamoebidae
Product: HEAT repeat domain containing protein
Exons: 19
Coding region: 1-3150 (1049 amino acids)
Biological process (GO): snRNA processing
Cellular component (GO): integrator complex
Source: RefSeq, a predicted model, not a curated record